AUGCGACCCUCAACCACCCUCCGCCCCGCACUUCGAGCUCUCCAACAGCUCCAAAAACGAACCUAUUCCACUCCCACUCCCACUGCCAAACCUCGCCAUCUCCUCAGCGUCGCAGAUCUCACUCCCACCGAAUUCACCUCUCUCGUUCGCAAUGCCUCCUCCCAUAAAACCGCCAUCAAGGCGGGAACCACACCAGCUGGUUUGAAGGAUACACUCAAUGGCAAGACCAUCGCGAUGAUGUUUAGCAAGCGAAGCACCCGCACGCGAGUCUCGACCGAAGCAGCGAUCACGACCAUGGGUGGUCAUCCUAUGUUCUUGGGUUCCGGGGAUAUCCAAUUGGGUGUUAAUGAGUCACUUUAUGAUACCUCGGUGGUUAUCUCAUCGAUGGUUUCCGCGAUGGUAGCACGAGUAGGAGGACAUCAUGAAGUCGCAGGUCUGGCGGAACAUAGCAGUGUACCAGUUAUCAACGCACUAUCCAACGAUUUCCACCCUCUCCAAACGAUUGCCGAUUUCCUCACCAUCCACGAAGUGCUCGGGAACAAAUCCGGGAAGGGACUCGGUGUUGAGGGGCUAAAGGUUGCCUGGGUAGGAGACGCAAACAACGUCCUCUUCGACCUCGCAAUCGCAUGUCAAAAGCUCGGCGUCGAAAUCGCAGUCGCUACACCAGAAGGCUACUCCAUGCCCUCCCGCAUGCGAGACCUCAUCCACGCCUCCGCACCCACCUCCCGCUCCCUCCUCACCGAAACCACCGUCCCGGAGGAAGCCAUCAAGAACGCCGAUAUCCUCGUCACCGACACCUGGAUCUCGAUGGGACAAGAAGAGGAAUCUGCCAGACGACUGAAGGCCUUUGCUGGCUACCAGAUUACGGAGGCGCUUGCAAAAAAGGGGGGUGCGAAGAAGGGGUGGAAGUUUAUGCAUUGUUUGCCGAGACAUGCGGAGGAGGUGGAUGAUGAGGUGUUUUAUGGGGGGAGGAGUUUGGUGUUUCCGGAGGCGGAGAAUCGGCUUUGGGCGGCGAUUGCGGCGAUUGAGGGAUUUGUUGUUAGGAAGGGUGUGUUGGUUUAG
Hymenoscyphus albidus is the source of this 1062-nucleotide messenger RNA. Lineage: Eukaryota; Fungi; Ascomycota; Leotiomycetes; Helotiales; Helotiaceae. The record is from the annotation of a GenBank genome assembly.